AUGAACAAUAACCAAUCAUUCAAAUCCGAGGAUUUAAAUAACUCCCAAGAUAACCAAGAUUCUAUAUUCUACUAAGUUUUUGAGAACACAUUCCCAACUUCUUAAAUGAAGAGGUUUGAUCCUCCAAGAGGAGUCGCUUAUGACUCUUAUGAGUUGAAGAAACUUGAAGAACUAAGAUAGUACAUCGCGAUUCACGAUGUUAGCGAAAUCCCAGAAUCAUUUGAGGAUGGAGAUUGCCUCAAGUAUCUUCAAGCCAAUGACUACAGAGUUAAAGAGACAGUAGCUUCCAUAAGGGAUCACCUCAAAUGGAGAGUUCAAUCCUUACCCUGCUCAAUAACUUCUGAGGCUAUUGCACUUAUUAAAACAGGAUUUUUGUACGUCCAUGGCAGAGACAGGUUUUACAGACCUUGCAUCGUCUUUCAACCACUAGUAAUUGAACAACUAAAAACAAAGCAAGUUAUUAAAACUGAAGCUAUUAUUACAGCCACUGUAUUCAUCCUAGAAUACAUCAAAGCAAAUAUGUUAGUUCCAGGCAAGGUAGAGAACUGGGUAGUAGUGAGCAACAUCAACAAACUCUCACUGAACAAACUACCGUUGAAAGAGUUAUAACAAGUAAACUGGGUAAUCUAAAACAAUUACCGAGGUACUUUAGCAAGAUCUUGGAGUGUAAAUUGUACCUCCAUGCAACUGAUUUGCUGGAAAGUGGUUGAGGUUUUCAUGGAGCAAUAGACCAGAAAAGUUAUCUCACUCCACAAGGAGUCAUCUCCUUAGUCUCUUAGAGAGAAUUUUCACGAGUCAUAACUUGAGAAAAGGUUUGGUGGCUCAGCAGAGUAGCCUAACUAGUUUUGGCCUCCAAUCAUGCCGGAUGGACCUUAUAAUGAUGAUGAAUAGCUAUCAUCAGUAUAUUUCUCUCUAAACAACACUGAAUAUAAUAACCUACACGGUUAAUUCGAGUAAGAAGGAAGUAAUUUCAAGAAUGUAGACUUUUUCUUUGAGUCAUUCAUUUCUGAUCAGAUCGAUGGUAACUAGUUAGACGAGUUUUAUCUUAAUCCUAGAGCUUAAGAACCUUAUCAGAUCCAUAGCAAUAUUAGAGAAAUAAAACUAUUUUAAGAAGUCUAAGAACAGCUCAAAGAGUCUGAGCGAUUUUAUUCAGCUCACAAGUAAGACUCAUCAUCUAGAAGUUCUCAUAAGAAGAGCUUUAGCUUAGAUUUCUAACUAAAGUUCCCCAAUCUUGAUGAUCAAAAUGCCGAUCUAGACUUAGAAGGUAUGAAACUAAAUAAUAAAUUUAGAUCUAUGAACGUUAAUGUAAGUUAAGACAACUAAGUAUUUGAUUAAAAUACGGAUAUGCAAAACUUUAGUAACCUAAAUCCAUAAUAACUAAGGAAGUACAAACCUAUCACCAAGGGAAGCAGUAUAUAAACAAACAUAGAUGACAAAACAACCACAGAUAGUCGUCGAGGUAGUCAUCUAUCUGAGAACUAUGACUAUAAAUUAGAGAAGAACAAAGUGUGUUGCAACAACUUCUGA
Messenger RNA from Stylonychia lemnae, 1527 nucleotides. The record is from the annotation of a GenBank genome assembly. NCBI's taxonomy places the organism in Eukaryota, Ciliophora, Spirotrichea, Sporadotrichida, Oxytrichidae.